AUGGUUAAAACGAAACCGUUAUAUGAAUCAAACAACUCAAAAGCUUCGUCAAAGGACUAUUUUGACAAAGCAACAGAAAAUAUUCCUUCGAUGCGGAAUAAUAAUGAGAGUGAUCGUCUCGAUUCACUGAUCACUAUUGUCCAAAGUCUGAGUAAAAAAUUCAGUUGUUUUGAACAAAAGUUUGAAGCCUAUACGCAAGAUGUAGAUGUCGCAACCAAUGAAUCAGGAAACAACCCAGACGAACAGAAAGAUCUAGAUAUCCGCAGAUUGCAAGAAGAAAAUGAACGAUUAAAGUCGACAAACGUUCACUUGAAUGAAUGCCUAAAUAAGUACGAAAAUGCGGCAGACGAUUUGAAAAGCAAAAUUAAGGCUGUGGAAGACGAAAAAGCCAGUCUUCUAACUGCCAUACGUUUGCUCCACUCGGAUCGUAAUGAUACUUGCCCGGACACUGGCGACGAUCGAAACGCAUGGUCCAAAGUUCAGAUGAAUAAAAAUAAAAAAGACACGAAAGCACCAUCCAGAGCUACGAAGAGACAAGCAGCAUCGGUAAUUACGAAAAGCCAUACCACAAAUCCAGUGUUGAACUCAAACCAAUAUGCCCCGUUGACUAUCGAAGAAAGUGAGGGUGACGAAGUCGAAAUUACAAGAGAAACAGCUCCUACAAGAAAAUUUAAGAGCAAUACCCAAGCAAGCACAGUUAUAAUCGGAGAUUCAAUGAUAAAAUAUAUAGAUAGUAAACGAUUGCUUCGGGGAAUUAAGAAAAAUGGUCAGAUCUCUAGAAGAACCGCAAUAAGGGCAGAAACUUAUCGGGGAGCUGGCGUUGACGAUAUGAAGCACCAUAUUAAACCGUGCUUGCAAAGAAAGCCGGAAAAAAUAAUAUUACAUGUGGGAACAAACGAUAUCGGUAGCAAAGGAGCAAAAGAAUUAGUCAAAGGAAUUAAUGACAUAUGCGAAAUAAUUCAGAAAGAUAGUCCGACCUCUGAAGUAGCUGUGUCACUGCUGGUUACAAGAGCGGAUAGACCAGAAUACAAGACAAAGAUAGAAAAGGUAAACAUGGCAUUAAUAGAUUACUGUGAGAGUAAAAAUAUCCAAGUAAUCGAUCAUGCUAACAUUGAAACUAAACAUUUGAAUCCCUAUGGGGUUCAUUUAAGUAGAUUAGGCACGUCGAUAAUGGCCAGAAACUUUUUAUCUUACAUAAACAAUGUUGAAAACAACUGA
This is a messenger RNA of Paramuricea clavata, 1218 nucleotides long. Lineage: Eukaryota; Metazoa; Cnidaria; Anthozoa; Malacalcyonacea; Plexauridae. The record is from the annotation of a GenBank genome assembly.